CGUAGUUAUUGGGAGGUGGAGAGGAGAGGAAGAAUUUAUGUCGGAGUCACAUACAAGAACAUCAGCAGAGCACGGAGGGGAAAGGAAUGUGGAUUUGGAUAUACUGAAAAAUCCUGGGUUGUCAGUUGUGACUUCAACAGUUUUAAUUUUUGGCACAACAACAUCAUAACUCCCAUCUCAGAUCCUGAGUCCUCCAGAGUGGGAGUGUACCUGGAUCACAGAGCAGGUAUUCUGUCUUUCUACAGCGUCUCUGAAACCAUGACUCUCCUCCACAGAGUCCAGACCUCCUUCACUCAGCCGCUACACGCCGGGGUUGGACUUUUUAGUGGUACUGAAGCCUCGGCAGAGUUCCUGAAACCUGAGUAGAGGACUCCAUCAGAUCUCCUUGUGUGGUUUUCUGAAGGAGCCUCCACAUUUUCUGAGCUGAGACGUUGAUGAGAUUUCUGACAGGAAGAAGAUUGAAACCAACAGAUGGUCGGCCGUCUUCUCAGAGACUUUCUACGUGGACAAAAGGAUGUGAGACGAGUGUGGAGAGACAGAAAGGAGCUGAGCUAGUGGAGAAAAACAUGGCCGCUGCAGCCAUCAGUCCCCUCACUGAUUCCUCAACUGAUGCUUUUAAUAAAAUAACAGGGUUCCUGUUAUUUGAAAUUUAGAAUUUCAAUUCAAUUUGGCUUUGUUUAUAUAAUGACAAUAGACCUCUGUCAUGUCAUAUUUGAAAGCCGGAAGUACCCAUCUAGAACUGGAUAAGCAGUGUUCUGUCACUUCCAAUUAAUGAAUUGCACAAUGGUUGAUAGUUAUUACUGGACAACAUUCCUCCAUAACCUCCCCAAAGUUCAACAAGACGAUGUGGUGGUUGGACUGGUGAAUGAACUCUCCACAGUGAAAACAUCCAGACUGGAUCAGGGAUACAAGUUCUUUUACGACCAGUUUAUCUUCAGUUGUAGAGAGCAGCAGUGGGUGGAGCCACAUGGUGACUCAACAGGUGGAGAGCAGAUAAAUGAGUGUGACUUCUCCAGAAGUGAAGCAGACGGGAAAGAGAGGCUGGACGUCUGCUCAGGAUUUCUACUGCUAUCUCACAGCUGAGGGAUCACUGACGUCUCUGAGCUGCAGGGGGCAGCAGCUCACCAGCAGAACCAGGGCAGACCAGCGUUCACAGGAGCGGGAAACCAGAGGAGGGUUGGGCUUCAAACCUGAUGAGCAGUAAGAGAAACUCUUCAAACACUGGCUGUUGAUGAGAGGAGAAAAUGGCUCAGGGAGGAGCUCAGCUGGAUCCACUAAAGUUCUCUUGUUCCAUCUGUCUGGAUCCCCUGAAGGAUCCGGUGACGGUUCCCUGUGGACACAGCUACUGCAGCAACUGUAUUAAAAGACACUGGGAUGAAGAGCAAAACAAGGGAAUCUACAGCUGUCCUCUGUGUGGGGACAAGUCCAGGAGGAGGCCUGACCUGAAGAAAAGUGUUGUGUUAGCAGAGUUAGUGGAGGAUCUGAAGAAGACUGGACUCCAAGCUGCUGCAGCUGAUCUCUGCUCUGCUGGACCUGAAGAUGUGGCCUGUGAUGUUUGCUCUGGGAGGAAGCGGAAAGCCGUCAAGUCCUGUCUGGUCUGUGUGGCCUCUUACUGUGAGGAACACCUCCAAGGUCACUACGAAGCAGCUCCAUUGAAGAAACACCAGCUGGUGAAGCCCUCCAAGAAACUCCAGGAGACGGUUUGCUCUCUUCAUGAUGAGGUGAAGAAGAUUUUCUGUCGCACUGAUCAGCAGUGUAUCUGUUACCUCUGCACCAUGGAGCAACACAGAGGCCAUGAAACAGUCCCAGCUGCAGCAGAAAGGAGGCAGAAGCAGAAGGAGCUGGAGGGGAGUCGACUAAACAUCCAGUUGAGAAUCCAGGAGCGAGAGAAAGACAUGAAGCUGCUUCAGCAUCAGAUGGAGGCCAUCAGUGUUUCUGCUGAUGAAGCAGUGGAGCACAGCGAGGAGAGCUUCACCCAGAUGAUCCGUCUCCUCCAGAAAAGAAGCCUUGAGGUGAAGGAGCAGCUCAGAUCCCAGCAGCAAACUGCAGUGGGUGGACUCAAAGAGCUUGAGGAGAAGCUGCAGCAGGAGAUCGCUGAGCUGAAGAGGAAAGACGUCCAGCUGGAGCAGCUGGCACACACAGAGGACCACACCCAGUUUCUCCACAGCUACACCUCAGUGUCAGCACUCAGUGAGCCCACACACUCCUCCAGCAUCCAGACUGCUCCUCUCAGAUACUUUGAGGAUGUGGCAGCAGCUGUGUCAGAGAGCAGAGACAAACUACAGGACAUCCUGGGAGAGACUGAAGAGGAGCUACAACUGCUUGAAGUACUUCAACUGCUACAAUUACAUCCAGAGAGCAGAGCAGACUUCUUAGAAUAUUCACAGCAGAUCACACUGGAUUCAAACUCUGCAUACAGAAUGCUGAAAUUAUCUGAUGGAGACCGAAAAGUAACCUAUACAAAUGCAGUUCAGCCUCAUUCUGAUCAUCCAGACAGAUUCACUGGAUGUUUUCAGGUUCUGAGCAGAGAGAGUCUGACUGGACGUAGUUACUGGGAGGUGGAGAGGAGAGGAGGAGGAGUUUAUGUUGCAGUCACAUACAAGAACAUCAGCAGAGCGGGAAGCUACAAUGAAUGUGUUUUUGGACAUAAUUACAAAUCUUGGGCUUUGUAUUGUGACUCAAAGAGUUUUAAUUUUUGGCACAGCAACAUCAGAACUCCCCUCUCAGGUCCUCAGUCCUCCAGAGUGGGAGUGUACUUGGAUCAUAGAGCAGGUAUUCUGUCUUUCUACAGUGUCUCUAAAACCAUGGCUCUCCUCCACAGAGUCCAGACCACCUUCACUCAGCCGCUACAUGCUGGAGUUUGGCUUUAUGGUGGUGGAACCUCAGUAGAGUUGUUGAAACCUGAGUAGAGGACUCCAUCAGAUCUCCUUGUGUGGUUUUCUAAAGGAGCCUCCACAUUUUCUGAGCUGAGACGUUGAUGAGAUUUCUUACAGGAAGAAGACUGAAACCAACAGAUGGUCGGCCGUCUUCUCAGAGACUUUCUACAUGGACAAAAGGAUGUGAGACGAGUGCGGAGAGACAGAAAGGAGCUGAGCUAGUGGAGAAAAACAUGACCGCUGCAGCCAUCAGUCCCCUCACUGAUUCCUCAACUGAUGCUUUUCUAAUAGUUGGACUCAUUUUUCAAGCUUCUCAUACUGGAUUUUCUUCUUCAUGGACCACAGAAAGCUGCAGCUUUUCACACUUUUGGGGGAUUUGAAGUGGAAAUUCUGAGCUUUCACAUGUUUUGGAUUGAUCAGUCUUUCUUUUUUCAUGAUUCUUUUCUGACAUUUGAUCCUUAAGAUUUGUGGAUUUUCCUGAACAGUCAACUGAUUAUUUUGGUCUUUUGGAUCUUCAUCUGUCACCAAGUCGCAGGAAGUUUGAUUCUUUUUGCUGGAAAUGACUCCAGUCAACAACAACAGUCGACAAUUUACACACACAGCUUUUAAGAACAUUUAUUUAUACAUUUCAAGUAACAGGAACUUCCCAUAAUCAAGGAAACUGUACUGACAACACGCACACACACACAGGUUUCUUUUAAAGACAUUAAACCUGUCCUAAAGUGAAAUGCUGCUUUACUGACUGUGCGAUUUGUUUCUUUUUAAAAUGUUGUUUGUGUGACACCAAAUGAAAGUUAUAGCUACUAGACAUAAUUACAGUUCUACGAGUGUGUGCGUGCCCACCUAUGGGCUUCACUAUUGGUACCUUCCAUUGGCGCCAGCCAGACACUGAGACAGAUCAAAAAAGUUGGCGUGCCAAUCAUGCCCGGGUGCUGGCACACGCCCCGCCCCGCUCCAAGAGGAUAUAAUCCAAGCGGCCCGUAAAGCUCCCUUCUUUGGAUCAACCCAGGAGAAAAACGGAAGCAGUCCAGCUGGCCUUGCAGGUCGGUGGGCAUGCACACACUUGUCAAACUGUAGUUACGUCGAGUAACUAUAAUUCCUACUUCGUGUUGUGCUUAGCCCACCUACGGGCUUCGCUAUUGGUAACCUACCAAGGCGGAGGCUGUAGGGAUAAAUGUACCUCCAGCUGGACCUUCUGAUGAGAUUGGCACAGAAGAGGAAGCAGGCAGGCCGUAAGCCCAGUACCACCACACCAAAACCUCCAAGACACUGACGUCAAGCAUCCUUGCACCGAGCCGCAUGACGGCACAAGUGUCCAUUAAAAACCAUGACACACCAUCAACGGAGCACGCACACAAUGGUCAGGACCCCUACAGUCACAUCGGCAGGGAGGCAGGACCCACACUGUGACCUGAAUUCCGCCCAGCCCUGACUGGACACAGCAGCCACAGCCGCGGAUCAUCCACCGACAAACCUGGCGAGGUGCCAAGUGCCCUGAUCCGGAUCACUUUCAAUUGAAAAUCCGAAGUGAUAACCUUGGGAUGAAAGGCCAGGUUAGGCCAGAGAUGAACCAGUCCACCAUCCUGGCUGAAGGACAUACAGGAGGAGUGGACCGACAGGGCACAGAGAUCCCCGACCCUUUUGGCAGAAGGCAGAGCCAAAAGGAGGGCAGCCUUGAAGGAGAGAAAACGGAAGUCCACCUGCUCCAAAGGUUCGAAGGGGGGCCCAGCCAGGGCAUCCAACACGGUGUGGAGGUCCCACGGGGGAACUACAUGUCUAGGGGGAGGCCUCAACCUACAUGCACCUUGCAGAAACAGCUUCACCAGCGGUUGGCUGUGUGCCGAGAAGCGUCUGAAGCCUUCGUGGCCUGUCGUGAUGGCUGAUGCAAACACCGCGAGGGUGAAAGCAGAGCGACCGCUAUCCAGCAAACCCUGCAGAAACUCUAGAACCCCACCGACGGUGCAGGAGCUGGGGUCCAAACCCUUCGCUGAGCACCGCGAUGUGAAGAGGCGCCACCGAGACCUGUAGGCCUUGACAGUAGAGGGGGCCCUGGCACUCUGGAUAAUGUUGUAUAAUUAUAUUCAUGUUAUGUAAUUAUAUUCAUGUCUGUUUAUCUAGUAUUCAUUAUAUUAUGUUAUUUAGUAUUAUUCAUAUUAUGCGUGUCUCUGUUAGAAAUAGUGUGCUUGUGUAAAUAGGUGUGGAAAAAACAAGGUAUUCUUUUUAUGUUUUCCUGCCUGCCAUUUUUCAUUUUUACGGCAGCCUCCUGGCAACUGGACUGUCUGUUUUUUCUAAAGGCAAAAAAAAGCUACAUGUAACUUCGCCUCUCUGUUUCUCUCUUACACACAUGGGGCCCACUCGCCAAGCAAUGUGUAUGUAUGUAUUGUUGGAGAAUGCUAGGUGCUCGUGAGAGCUGGAUGGAGUGUUCAUGUAUACAGUCACAGCCACUGAGUGUUUGUAUGGUGUGUUGAGGAUUGGAGGGUCCUGAUAAGGACUGAGAAGGGGUCACAGACAGGCACCUUUGUAGGGGAGGGAGUCAGGGAACUGACAGGUUCAUAGCUGUGCUCCUAGAUGUGCACAGUCACCAUGGAGUGUUAUAUAGCAUGUGCAUAGGUUUGGCAAGUAUCAUGUGGUCACACAGAAGAUA
Messenger RNA from Salarias fasciatus (jewelled blenny), 5520 nucleotides. Its product is annotated as tripartite motif-containing protein 16-like. Gene Ontology annotation, molecular function: zinc ion binding; protein binding. Bases 1245 to 2909 code for a protein of 554 amino acids. The record is from RefSeq and is a predicted model, not a curated record. Lineage: Eukaryota; Metazoa; Chordata; Actinopteri; Blenniiformes; Blenniidae. The transcript has 3 exons.